AUGCCGUCUUUUGAACUCGAGGUCAAGACUUUUACGCAUCGAUACAACAGGCUACACAAUAUGAUAUCCACCUCUUCUCCCCCACCAAACCAAAAGGAUAUUGUGGGUCAACAUACUCGGAGCCUUCGUUCAGACUUUAACCCGAAUGACAAGGAUUUCUUCGACUCCGAAACGCAACGGUCUUUCCAGCCUAUCUCUAAUGAGGGCCUCCAACUUUUAAAGAUCUCGGAUGCCGACACCACGGAGGUGCAAAGCACUCUAGACAUCCCGAAUUUCGAUCUCAUAUUGCAGGAUUAUUUGGCAUAUACCUCUGAAGACUUCCACGGCGGUAAUAAGGCCUUCCUCUUCUCUACCUCCGGACUAUUUCGAGAUGUUGACACUACUAGCUAG
Molecule: messenger RNA, 390 nt
Organism: Penicillium crustosum
Lineage: Eukaryota; Fungi; Ascomycota; Eurotiomycetes; Eurotiales; Aspergillaceae
Exons: 3
Coding region: 1-390 (129 amino acids)
Source: RefSeq, a predicted model, not a curated record